Messenger RNA from Hordeum vulgare subsp. vulgare (domesticated barley), 2161 nucleotides. Its product is annotated as probable protein phosphatase 2C 67. The record is from RefSeq and is a predicted model, not a curated record. Gene Ontology annotation, biological process: protein dephosphorylation. The transcript is spliced from 11 exons. NCBI's taxonomy places the organism in Eukaryota, Viridiplantae, Streptophyta, Magnoliopsida, Poales, Poaceae. Bases 821 to 1903 code for a protein of 360 amino acids. Gene Ontology annotation, molecular function: protein serine/threonine phosphatase activity.
GGCACUUGUUGGGGUUCCUCCACUGGCGACACCUCGAGAUUUGCUGAUAUUUUGCGGUUGCCCAUUCGAUUCCAAAAGAAAAGUCUGCUAUUGGUAGCUGCUUAGUAGAUUUAGGUGCUCCUUUGAUUCUAGGACCAGUCUCGUAGCCAUAAUGGGAAGCAAGGCUGUACACAUCGCGAAAUCACGUCAUGUUAACGUGUGGUUACCCCAUAGAACCAGUCGAUAUGUAGUCGCUUCAUUGAAAUCCCUAGGUUUCUGUGUUGUCUGAAUCUAGUUAGGGCAAUAUGUUGUUUGAUGUGGGUUGACCACCUAGUUACCAGUCCUUUUCUUUUUUGGGGAAAACAGGAAUAAAAUUAUAGCUUUGACUUUGAGGGAACAUCGAUUAUCAUUUCCAUACAUCAAUUUAGUUUAUCUGUGUGAGCAGCCGCGAUUCUAGGCAGGCUUCAACAGGCUGAAGCCUGCCCUCCGAAAUUAAAAUCCAGCCUAUCCCAGCCCAUCUCAGCCUAGUUCCAGCCCAUCUUAGUCCAGUUUCAGCCCUUGUACUGAAUUCGUCCUAGAUUCGCCACUGUGUGUGAGCAUGUAUUGAUGUUUCGCUGAUAUCUUUGUAUAGGCAUUUUAUAUAUGCAGGGUUAUUGCUCGUAAGUACUAUGCUACUUAUGAGAUCCGUGACACAACUAAGUUGGUGGGCUGGUUCUUGUUUAGCUUGCCUCCUUGCUAUAGUUUGCCUAAGCAUAUCUUUCUUCUGCUACUACACAUGGUGCCUUAAAUUGGUGAAAUCGAUACACUAUUGGAAGCUUUAGAGUUUAGUCUCAUUAUAUCCAUGACUCAUCAAAAGCGUGAAGCCAGUUCCAGCAAUGAAGAUUGGGAAUCAAAGCGCCCAAAAGGUGCUGCCACUUCUACUGAAAAGGAUUGUCACGUGGAGACUGCUAGUUCUCAAGAAGCAAAUGGCGAAAAGAGAGACACCUCUCAAAAGGGAAGCAACUUGCCGCUAGACCCAUGCAUCUCGGAUGAGAAAUCCACAACCAUCUCGAAAGUUCCAAGUCAGCAAGAGAUGAUACUAACUAGUAUUGAAGCCGAUGCUGCAGAAGACAAGGGCUGCAGGCAUACAAUGGAGGAUGCCUGGGUAGUGCUUCCUGAUGCUAGCAUGGGAUCUCCUGGAAAUUUGAGAUGCGCACAUUUCGCAAUAUAUGAUGGGCAUGGUGGCCGCUUGGCUGCGGAGUAUGCACAGAAGCACUUACACCCGCACGUUAUUGCUGCAGGAUUACCACGUGAGUUGAUAAAUGGUAAAGUGGCAAAGAAGGCCAUUAUUGAAGGUUUUCGUAGAACUGAUGAAUCACUACUGCAAGAAAGUGCUGAAGGAAACUGGCAAGAUGGCGCUACAGCCGUAUGUGUUUGGGUCUUGGGACAGACUGUUAUAGUUGCAAAUGCUGGGGAUGCUAAAGCAGUACUAGCUCGUUCUACUUCAACUGAUGGUGAAGGUGCCGUGGCUGACAUAAAAAAUCCACUGAAAGCUAUUGUUUUGACAAGAGAACACAAAGCCAUCUUUCCACAAGAGCGCUCGAGAAUCCAGAAGGCUGGAGGUUCUGUUGGUCCUAAUGGAAGACUACAAGGGCGCAUUGAAGUAUCUAGAGCUCUUGGAGAUCGUCACUUUAAGAAGGUUGGAUUAAUUGCAACACCAGAUGUCCAUUCUUUUGAACUUACAAUGAAGGACCAUUUCAUAAUUCUUGGUUGCGAUGGCUUAUGGGGAGUAUUUGGGCCAAGUGAUGCUGUUGAAUUUGUCCAGCAGCAAUUGAAGGAGACGUCCUCAGCCACGCUCGCAGUGCGGCGCCUGGUGAAGGAAGCUGUCCGCGAGAGGCGGUGCAAGGAUAACUGCACUGCUGUUCUGAUCGUCUUCAAGCACUAGAAUUGCUUGGCUGUUGCAACUCUUUUCACAGAACCGAACCCAAGAAGAGAAAUUUGCCGCUGUAGCAAAGAACAAUAUGUAAUUCAAGCCUGCAUGAUUUUCGUGCUCUGGCAAACGAGUGUACUGUCCAUGACACCACUGGCAGUGCACUAUCUGUACUUCAUCUGGACAUUUGUUUUGCUUUUUCAAACGAUUCUUGUAGCAAAAGCCCCUCUAAACUGCUCUAAAGAAAGGCUCAUGUGAUCCAAGUCUCUUUUA